GCGUCAUAUAUGAUGAAAUCAGGCGGUGUGGUCGUAUAAUUGCAGCACAUCAAAAGUUGGAGAGCAAAACAAGAUCCUUCAAAGGUCUCCAAGGGUCACAACAGAAUACACAGGUUCUAGUUUUGUCAGAGUAAAUACAUGUACAUUUCUGCAAAUAUCUUAUUGGGGUUGGCACUGUAUGUGUAUGAGUACUUGUUACAUGUAGGAGCCCAGAAGUCGGCACAGACGUUCCUGUCAGAGAUAAGAUGGGAGAAGAACAUAACGUUAGGAGAACCUCCAGGAUUCCUACAUUCAUGGUGGUGUGUAUUCUGGGAUUUAUAUUGUGCUGCACCUGAGAGGAGAGAAACCUGUGAGCAUUCCAGUGAAGCCAAGGCAUUCCAUGACUAUAGUGCCGCAGCAGCUCCCAGUCCUGUCCUUGGAAACAUGGGCCCGGGUGAGGGUAUGCCGGUUGGGCCUGUUCCUCCGGGCUUCUUUCAGCCUUUCAUGUCAUCACGUUACCCUGGUGGUCCCAGACCUCCUCUCAGAAUACCCAAUCAGGCUUUAGGUGGCGUCCCUGGAAACCAGCCGUUAUUACCCAGUGGUAUGGAUCCAUCAAGACAACAAGGUCAUCCAAAUAUGGGCGGAGCUAUGCAGAGGAUGACUCCGCCCAGAGGGAUGGUUCCUUUAGGUCCACAGGGAUAUGGAGGAGGAAUGAGACCUCCGCUCAAUGCUCUGGGAGGUCCUGGAAUGCCAGGAAUGAACAUGGCUCCUGGAGGCAGACCGUGGCCAAAUCCACCCAACUCAAACUCAAUCCCAUACUCAUCAGCGUCUCCGGGGAGUUACGUGGGUCCGCCGGGAGGAGGAGGAGGACCACCAGGUACUCCCAUAAUGCCCAGCCCUGCAGAUUCAACAAACUCUGGAGAGAACAUGUACACAAUGAUCAACACUGUGCCACCUGGAGGAAACCGACAAAAUUUUCCACUGGGUCCGGGUGGUGAAGGUCCAAUAGGUGGAAUGGCAGGAUUGGAGCCGCAUCACAUGAACGGAUCAUUAGGCUCGGCUGACAUGGACAGUAUGCCCAAGAAUUCUCCAGGAACACUGAGCAUGAGCAAUCAGCCCGGAACACCGCGAGAUGACGGCGAGAUAAGCGGAAACUUCCUCAACCCCUUCCAGAAUGAGAGCUAUUCUCCAAACAUGACCAUGAGUGUGUAAGAUGUCAUUCACAUGAUGAUGAUGAUGAUGAUGGACUCAUGUAAGCGCGCUGUAGCCAGACCUCUGAAGCACAUGGGUCAAAUCCUCCUCUUUCCAUUUGCUUUAUUUGUAAAGAUCGCAUCCUCAACCACAUCCAGCAUGGUUCAGUUUGGUCUCUCGCUGUGACGAGAACAAUCUGUCUAUAUAAUCUUUGUGUACAUACUGAAUGUGACCCUGGACAACAAAACCAGUCUUAUGGGUCAAUUUUUCUAAUGAUUUAUACAAAUCAUAUGAUCUGAAAGCUGAAUACAUAAGCUUUCCAGUGAUGUAUGCUUUGUUAGGAGAGGAGAUACAACGAUUUAAAAGACUGGAAUCUGAGGGUGCAAAAAGAUCCAAAUAUUGUGACAAGCACCUUUAAAGUUGUCCAUCAGAGGUGCUGUAGCAGGCCGUUGUUAAGAAGAAACAGGUUUGUUUAAACGCUCUCUAUGGGCUUCUACCGCUGUAUUGGCGUUGUGGAGAGCAGAUGAACCUGAAAGCUUUACGUAGAGACCAAACUUGAGUGGGUCAUUCCCAAAGAGCGGGCAGCAGUGAGUGAAGUUUGUAGGUGUGUUUUUUGUUCGCCAUUUUGCUGCAUCCACUCACAAAAAUAAAGUUUUGAUAAAUUUACGGUAGGAAAUGUACAAAAUAUCGUCAUGGAACAUGAUCUUUACUUCAUAUCCUAAUGAUUUUUUUUUUUUACGAUUUGUUUUUGGCGUUUUUGCCUUUAAUUGUACAGCUUAGUUCGUUAGAGAGGACAGGAAGCGAAGUGGGAGAGAGAAGGGGGUGGGUUCAGGAAAGGACCACAAGACAGGAAUCGAACCCGGGUCGCCCGAUGCGCAACCGCACCACAUGUCGGAGCACUGCCCACUAGGCUAUCGGCUCCGACUAUCCUAAUGAUUUUAUGCAUGGGUCAAAAUGAUCUAAUUUUCUUUUAUGCCCAGUUUUGUUGGCUUUUGCCACAAAUAUAGCCGUGCUACUUAUAGGGUUCCGACUCUUCUUGAAAGUGCUUGAAAGUAUUUGAAUUUCAGACAUCUGAAUUCAAGGAAUGGAAAGUAUUUAAAUACAGACAUGGGAUGUUUUGUAGUUGCAUUGCACUGUUAUUAAUAUUGGGGGCAUGGGCUUAAAUCCCGGGGGGACGGAGGGGACACGUCCCCCCCAUCCGAGGGUUGUCCCCCCAAAUUAUUAAAAAUCGCACUGUCUGUUGUGAAAAAUAUAAUUAUGUAUACCUAAAAUUGUAAGUAGAAAAAAAAAUACAGACGCAAAAAAAUGUGCUUCAAGUUUAGAAACAGUUGAGUUCCCCGUCCCCUGCCUCACAGUGGUUUGGCCCACUGCUUGCUUUGCCCGUUGCUGAUUACCAAUGUAUUUUUCCAUGAAUCUGUUAUGUUAGCGAUUAAAACAUUACUUAGCUUGUUAACGUUAGCGUUGCACACUGUAACUAACAUGCCGAAGCCGUUUCCCAUGCAUUGUUUUAUUUGUGGCGACCUGGCAUAAUGUUAACAUUAACGGCCACAAUUAGCCACCGAUCCUUGCCAUUCAGGUCCCGUGUCACACACAGUCGCGCACAUACCAGUGACAGUUUAGUGACUUUGGCACUGUAUUUAGCGAAGUUCAGACCCCUUUUGUUUACAAAAGGUGCACAGCUUUCAUUCAGUUGGAAAAGGUCGUUUUCUCAGCAUCUAUUUUGUGCAGCGUGUGCGCGGCGGAUAAAGUAAACAUUCAGUUGACUGAAACGCGACGAUUCAUCAACGAGUACAACACAGAAUUUAAGCAUCUGUCACUGUUACUGACUGUUUGGCUACACGAACAUGAACAUUGAUGGCUUGAUUGUAAACAACUUAAAAACAUUGCAAUAAAUAGUUUUGAAGAAAAAUCAGCUUUUUCAUUGAACCAGAGAGAAACUUGGAAAAUAACCAUAAUGACGCAGUGUCCAUGCUACAAUAAUGGGUAACACUUUACAAUAAGGUGCUAUUAGUUAACAUUAGUAAAUGCAUUAGCUAACAAUGAACAAUUUCGUUUUUCAGCAUUUAUUAAUCCUUGUCAAUGUUAGUUCAUGUCAAUACAGCUAUUCAUGUUAGUUCAUGGUGCAUUAACUAAUGUUAACAGUGACAACGUUUGAUUUUAAUAAUGUAUUUAUAAAUGCUGAAAUUAACAUGUAGUAAUAUUAAUAAAUGCUGUAGAAGUAUUGUUCGUUGUUAGUUCAUGUUAGCUAAUGCAUUAAAUAAUUGUUAACAAAUAGCACCUUAUUGUAAAGUGUUACCCAAUAAUGAAAUAGUAGCAAUGCCUUCCUCUGUGUUCACAUAUCCUUAUAAGUACAAUUUUGACUGUGUUAUUUGUGUCCCCUUCAAAAAUUGCUCUUGAGAAAUUUUAUGUUUAUUGUCCCCCCUACUGUUUUUUCUGAAAUUUACGCCCAUGAUUGGGGGAAAGCGGAUGGAUCGUGAUCAUGUGCAGAGUUAUUUAACUCGCUCAAUGCCAGAGAAGUGAAAAUUAAACGAUGCUUGAGCUAUAGUAAAAUAUGGUUUAUGUUACAACAAGUGUGUAUUUGAUAAGAUGUGGAGUACACCAGCAGGUUAUGCAUCAAGCAAACAGUAAAGAUCAUCAUAUACAGUCAAGCAUAUGUUGCAUUAAGCCACUGCUAAAUAAGUUUCUUUUCAACUAUGUUCAUUUCAAGAAGAAUUGUAUUAGUUUUCAUUAUUCUCGUCAGUAAAUGUGCCUUAAGAGUUUGAAUUGUUGUUAGGAUGUUGAGAAACACUGAAAUGCUAGCUAGAUAGCAUUGGUUUAGUGAAAAGGAAAAGAUGCUCCCAGCAGUGUUAUCUGUUGCAGUAAUGAACUUUUGCUGUGUGUUUGGGCGGAGGUUUGGCUAUUUGAGCUCGCUGUGUCUGAAGUCGCUCAGUCAUUUCUGAUCAAGUUCACCAUAUCAGCAGAGAUAGAACGAAAUGUUUGAAUGCUGGUGUAUUCCUGCAUGCAUCAGAGGUCUGUAUCUGUUAGAAACUGCUUUAUACCUUCAGUUUGAAUAUAAGGCCUAGGGUAAUAAUAAUAAUCAUGAUAUCAUCUAUUUUUAUUUACAUUGAUUUUAUAUAAUAUCUUGAAACUUGCCAGAGCACUGUUGUACGCAGAUUGACUGAUGACAUUGAGCGUACAUAGCACCCUCGGGUGACCGUUGAGUACUUGGCACAUUGAAUGCGUAAAUAAAUAAAUUGAAAAUAAAAAUAUUCAAAUGAAAGGCGAAUUCCAAACGGAAGUGAACUCACCUAUGAUGUACUGCCUUUGAAGGGUGAAGCGGAGCUCAUUGAAGGGUGUGCGGCAUAAAGUCAAAUAAUUAUGAAAAAUUAUUUGAGAUUAUAUUUACAAAUGAUUAAACCAAAUUAAACGUUUGUCUUUUGGUUUUUAGGCAAGAAAAAAGUCAACAGGUUUUCCCUGCAGUAGGUUUGCAUUAGUUAUAAAUGGGUUAAUAAAAUAUUUAAAAUCUAUGUAUAAUACAUUCUAUCAUUUACUCUGGAGGCAAGUAGCCAUGUAAUAAGCAGGAUAAUUUACAGCCAGUGGGUUGUCAUGGCAAAAUAAACCCUCACUGUGUGAUGCUCGUCUCCGCUUCAGUCCUGAUCCCACUGUGGGCUUUAUUCUAUCAUGAUAACCGGCUGCAUGUACUGUAUUGGAAUGCAUCCACAGCUUCUAUGAUUUGGCUUAUUUUUCAGUGUGAAUUUUCAAAAUUCCUCACAACAAUGAACAAUUUUCUAAGUCUGACUAUCAAUACCAACUCGAGACGAGACAUUACUCCAGGUAGACAUCAUUAAAACCGAUGCAAACAUUAUUGUGCUUUUUAUUAAAAGAAACUGCAGCUCCCUUUUGUUUAUGGAGAGUCUUGUACUCCCCAAUAUGGCAGCGUUGUUGACCCAAAACAGCAACAGGCCAAAGCCCUCACGCAAUGCACCCUUUGCUAACAGACUUCUGAAAUGGCCCUUUGUGAAGAGAGACAGAUGUUCACUGGUUUGCGACGUCCUUAUAAAUGGUAUCCUUUUCCCAUCGAGGGCUCAAAAACUUGACCAAAAUGUGCUUGAAAAAGUCCUUGAAUUUGGUGUUGAUGAAGGUGCAGGAACCCUGUACUUAAGACUGGUUUUGUGCUCCAGGAUCACAAACAGUAUGGAGGUGUACAUAUAACAUUACAUGUGCAUGUAUGAAAGGAGAUAUAUUGAGCGUUGUAUGAGCUUGAAAGAGGUGCAGAGAAAGAUUUUAGACUUGAAGUGUUUUGUGUGGCUUUUUUGCCUUUAUCUGUGAGAGGAAGUGACAGGAACAGUGAGAGGAAGUGACAGGAAGCGAAGUGGGAGAGAGAAGGUGGUGGGAUUGGAAAUCGAACCCGGGUCGCCCUAAACGCAGCCGCGCCACGUGUCGGCGCACUGCCCACAUGGCUAUCGGCUCUGACAAGGGCUUGUUUUUUUAACUAAAACAGCUCACACAUUUUCAUUAAAUUAUUGUAGGAGAAACAGAUGGAAGCAGAUUUAAUGAUCUCCACACAGAAUCCGAACGAUAAAACAGAUUCCCGAGAGCUCGCUGUACCAGAUCAUCAUGUCUUUAUCAUUGAUGACAGAGACACGUCGUGAUUUGGAAACUUGUUUAUAUUUCUGACGUCUGUAAUUUAUCAUGUCAUACAACAUGCAUCCUUGAGACAUCUGUGCUCUUUUAAUGCCGUCCAAUCAAAUCUCAAGGUUUUAUUUGUAUAUAUUUCAGAAUAGAAGAUGAAUUGUUCAGGAUGAUGCCUAAGAAGAACAGCCAUUCCAUGUGUAAACUUACUAAAAUCCAUCCUGAAAUACUCUUAUUCUGCACAAUUCUGCCAUGUGAACUGAACUGAAGAACGUUUGCAUCAGUUAACAAAUAUUCAUUGUUCAACCACUAAUGUUUUGAACAUAUCAUGAUUUGCCUCUUUGUACAUCUUCUUUGUGAAAAUCUUGUUGCAUGAGUGAAAAAGGAGAGGAUUUCAUGAAUGGAUGAUGAAGAGCGUGCAGAUUCAUGAAAUAACCUUAAUUAUACAUCUGUCAUUGUGUCACCCGGACAAACUGUGAUUUGCUUUGCCUUUUUUUUUAAGUGAAAUUAUUAUUGCAUUGAGUUCUUAAAAAUAGAUAUGUGGAUUUUUUUGUCGCUUGGAAUCUGCGUGAAUUAUUUAAAAUGAUGUUGUAUAAACUACAAUAUCUUGAGAUGUAUGAUUUUUGUGUUCAUUUGUAAUAACAUUCUGCCUGAGAUCCUGUCAUUUUCAUUUGAUGUUUCCUUUUUUGAGAUUGUGAAGUGUUUAUUUUCUACCUUGUGUUGACUUUUGUAAAUACACAGAGAUGUUUUUGAAUAUACUGAUAUAAAGCUUCUCAUUGCUGUU
Triplophysa rosa is the source of this 6565-nucleotide messenger RNA. It is a transcript of the gene ssbp2b, whose product is annotated as single stranded DNA binding protein 2b. The record is from RefSeq and is a predicted model, not a curated record. Gene Ontology annotation, molecular function: protein binding; single-stranded DNA binding. Gene Ontology annotation, cellular component: nucleus. NCBI's taxonomy places the organism in Eukaryota, Metazoa, Chordata, Actinopteri, Cypriniformes, Nemacheilidae. The coding region runs from base 139 to 1191 and encodes 350 amino acids. Gene Ontology annotation, biological process: positive regulation of transcription by RNA polymerase II. The transcript is spliced from 18 exons.